Molecule: messenger RNA, 1559 nt
Organism: Alosa sapidissima (American shad)
Lineage: Eukaryota; Metazoa; Chordata; Actinopteri; Clupeiformes; Clupeidae
Gene: cxcl-c13b
Product: C-X-C motif chemokine 9
Exons: 4
Coding region: 119-508 (129 amino acids)
Biological process (GO): immune response
Cellular component (GO): extracellular region
Molecular function (GO): chemokine activity
Source: RefSeq, a predicted model, not a curated record
UGAGAUCUGGGAAAGUCCAGAAGGAAGAUUAUAAAGGGGACACACACUCUCCAUCCCUUUCUCUCACACAGACACACUCACACAAGGAUCUCUUGAUCAAAGAGAUUAUACUCGCAGCAUGCAUCUGAUACUUGGAUCCGUGGGUGUCCUGCUUCCCCUUUCACUCAUCCUGCUCCUGGACAAAGCUCCAGUAGCGAGCAGCACAUAUGUGCCUGUGAGGUGCAAUUGCAUGAAUCUCAUGAAGCAGACGCGAGGGCCCCCACUGGACUUCAGUGUCAGCGAGAAAAAUGCCCACUGCCACACGGACGAGAUCCUGGUGAAGGUCCGAGGCAAUGACAAGCUGCUAUGUCUGAGCCCAACUGGCAGGCAGGGCAAACGCCUGCUGAGAUGCUGGAGGAGGGUGAACAGCCAAGGCAAGGACAAAAAGCAGUGCCUGAGAACCCGUAAGAACCGAAGGAACCGCCAGAACCGCAAGAACCAGAGGAAGACAAAAAAGGCCACAUCUUAGAACCCCAAAUAACUGCUAGAGCCGAGGGAACUCUAGACUGAACAAUUGCAGUCCCUAGCUCUCACUCCCCGCUGCCCCUCCCCACAGCCCCGGUAGUGACGUGGUAACAACUAUGAUGACCUGACAUGCCGGUAUGAGUUGGGUACAUACUACUGAAGAUUUUAGAUGAGUGGCGUGACAUGUUUUAAGAAGCCCCGGAUUUCCCCCCUAAAAUAGGAAGUUGGGUCACACUCCCAUCAACACCCCUGCCCCCCGUCAGGACGGGGCCGAUGGAGCUUGGAACCUCUCAGUAAUACUUAGUGUCCCACUCCACCCUGGGAAGAGGACAGAAAGCAGUCCCUGAGAACCUCAAAGAACCGCAGGAGACGAUGGAACCACAGGACAGAAAGCAGUGCCUGAGAACCUCAAAGAACCGCAGGAGCCGACGGAACCACAGGACAGAAAGCAGUCCCUGAGAACCUCAAAGAACCGCAGGAGUCGACGGAACCACAGGACAGAAAGCAGUGCCUGAGAACCUCAAAGAACCGCAGGAGCUGACGGAACCACAGGACACUGCAUCACACACUCACCAACUGCAUGGUGUGAGUGUGUGUCACACUAAUAUAAUACACAAACACAAACCUGCUUGAAAAAUGGAAAGAGGACGACAGCAGCUCAGGACCCUGCUCUCACACACUCUUACACACACUCUCACACACACUUGCUUGUGUGUGUUUGAUUGUGAAAUAGCACUAGCCAUUGCCUGGCCUUUUAAAGCACAUUCCAAACUGUUGUCACUGAAACAUACAACUUAUUACAGCAAGAACCCACCCUCAGUGCCACUGCUAUUCAGAGGACGAGCAUAGCACACACACACACACACACACACACACAUUGCUCCAUACCAUUUAGAAGAUGAGCAGCACACACACACACACACACAACACAAAACAGCAGGCGACACACAUAGCUUUGGGAGACUGUAUGCCUGCAGACUGUAUUUAUUUAUCAUUUUUUGUACAUCUUUUUCUAAAAAAAAGUUAAUACAAGUUAAUAAAGAUACAAACAAUAA